ACAGCGGGAAUAAAUGAGAGUACGGUCACAGAGGUACUGGAGUUCGCGGUAAUUGUUAAGAUUUUGAUUAACGAAUUAAGAAAAGAAAAUGCCCCCCAAGAAACGUGCGAACGGUGGAGAAGCUAAAUCACAAUCUAAAAAACGAAAGAAGAACAAAACCACCGGCGAUUCCGACGAUUCUGACUUAGACGGUGAAGGCAACUUCGGGGGAAACGGACAGGCUGAAAACAAUGAUGAUAUCGGAGAAGAAGAAACUGUUGAUAUUACAUUAGAUGCUCCCCUUUCAACUGGAGAACUUGUGAUUUGUGGUGGUACCAAUUGGGAUUUAAUUGGUCGUAGUAAAGUUCCAGCAGGAGUUAAGAAUCGUGGCGGUCCUAAUUUAUGGGGUCCCCAUCGUGUUAAAGGAUUAACAGGUGUGAAGAUACGAUCUGUUGUUACCGGUCCUACAGCCUGCCAUUGUAUUGUUAUAACAAAUGAAGGAAAAGUUCUGUCAUGGGGACGAAAUGAAAAAGGACAACUAGGACAUGGUGACACUGAACGUAGAGAUUUACCAACUAAAGUUGAAUUUUUAGACCCAUUUAAUAUAAUAGAUGCAGCUUGCGGUAAAAAUCACACACUGUUUUUAACAGAUAAAGGAAAGGUGUUUAGUUGUGGGGAAAAUAAAUUUGGUCAGCUUGGUUUAGGACAUCAAAAUCCAACUGUAACUUUACCAUCAAAGGUACAUUGUAAAGGUCCAGCUAUACGUAAAGUAGCAUGUGGGGGAGAUUUCAGUAUGAUAUCCGAUAUACGCGGUAACUUAUUUUCAUUUGGUUGUCCCGAAUAUGGUCAGUUAGGUCAUAAUUCUGAUGGUAAAUAUUUUGUGACGAGUAAUAAGUUAUCGUUCCGUUGUGAGUUAGUACCAAGGAAAGUGAAUGUUUUUAUUGAGAAGAGUAGAGAAGGCCAUGUUUUACCUGUAACAGAUGUAGUAGUACGUGAUAUAGCUUGUGGAUGUAAUCACACAAUAGUCAGAGAUUCAAAGAGUCGUGCAUAUACAUGGGGAUUUGGAGGAUAUGGUAGAUUAGGGCAUGCAGGUCCAAAAGAUGAAAUGGUACCAAGACUACUUAAGUUUUUCGAUGGCCCAAAUCGUGGUGCAGGUCAAGUGUUUGCAGGUUCACAGUUUACUUUAGCCAUCAGUGAAGUUGGUGCUUUAUAUUUAUGGGGCCAGAAUAAAACUUCAGGAGAAGCUGCUAUGUAUCCUAAAUUAGUUCAUGAUUUGACAGGAUGGAAAGUUCGUAAUGUGAGCGGAGGUUUCCGAAGUAUUAUGGUAGUAGCAGAUGAGAGUGUUAUAAGCUGGGGACCGAGUCCGACCAUGGGAGAAUUGGGAUAUGGAGACAGUAAAGCUCGAUCAUCAACAACACCUCAAGAGGCUAAACCAUUAGACGGCGUCUACAUACACAAUAUUUCUCUGGGCUAUGCAUUCUCCUUGAUUUUGGCACGAGCUGAUUCAGAUGAAGAGAAAGAGAGAUUGGAGAAAUUACCUAUAUUCACACCAUAAUCAAAAUAAACAUUAUCACUUGUCUUAGUUAGAAUUUGCUGAAAUCAUAUUUUUAUUUCAGGGAUGUACAUUACACAAAUACAUGUAUUAAUCAGAUUUUGUUUUAUUGACAACUUUAUGAGAGAUUGCCGUUGUCAGUAAAAUAAAAACGUUUACGGUAGAUGUUGAUAAUAAAACUGUAACAAUGCAUGAGUUGAGUACCGGUAUAUAGACAGAAUUUUUAAAUUGCAAGUCAGUUUCACAAGUUUUUGAUAGAUCUUAAUUUAACUGUCUCAAAAUGUGACAAUUGACAGGUUGGGUAAGCAAUAAUUAUAUUUACAUCAAUACAGGUAGAUAGAAUUAUGUAGAAUACAAAAACAUGUUUGAUUUUUAACUGUCAGCUUUUGUCUCUUGUCAAGAGGCAGAAAUAAAAAGUUGGUAACGCACAAAGUAGUUAACAUAAAACUUACUUCUGAUGCUGGUUACUUUUAGAUAUUUGAGUGACAGUUUGUUUUGUAAUAUGUCUUGUUCCAAUUGAGUCAUGGAACAAUUUCAUUCUGCAUAAUUGACAGUGAGAAAUUCACUGAUUUAAUUAAUGGUAUUAUGAAGAAAAUAUUUAAAGAUGGGUUCCAAGAAAAGUAUUUAUCGGGUGGUUAUUUCCAAUAAAAGUAUGGUAAUUUUGGUAUAUAUGGAAAGUAGUUCACACGCGAACAUUGAGCGCUUGAUGUACAAGUUGAUAAACUUUAUGAAGAGUUAGACGUACAACACUUUCUGAGAUAAAAAUGACAGAAAAAGACGCGGGUUGUGGAUAAUCCGAGAAUUUAAUUAGGAUUCGAUAUUUGUAAUAAAUAGUAAGCAAUUAAAGACAACAUCGUCUUAUGUAUGCAAUAAAUUCUCCUCUGACUGCCAAGAGAGGUAAGUCAGUUGACCAGGUUAGAUCGAAUUUUUAUAGCAGGACAUUCCUUCGCAAUUACAAUGUUUGAGAAGGAUUUGAAGCAAAAUUAUGACAAAUUAAUUAGUUUGAAUGUUUUUAGUCCAUAUAUACCAUUAAAUCACCCAGUUUGUAGGCGGGAACCCAUCUUUAAGAGUACAGUAACUUUGUCUUUUACAUCGAACAAAUCAUGAAUAAAUCUUUGGACAGAAUCUACACUAAGACCAAAAGACAGUAAAUAUAUUUCCUUUUAACAUACCAUUACUGCUAUAAUUGACUUAAUGUCAUUAAUAUUCAUCAAUUUUCAUCGUUUUCUACUUGUCUCUAGUUAUUUGUGCCUUUUCUUCUGUAUAUAUUUGAGUAUUAGAGAAUAUUUUAGAAUGUUGGAUUUAUGAACACGGUUAGAUUUUAUGUGUGUACAACAUUUAAUUUUCAUUAAGAUAACUUGGUAGCUUAUUGUGAUGGUCUAACUUAAAUUUAAUAAGCCAAUCAAACGAGGCAGCUGAUUUACAUAUGAAGAAGAUAACUGUUUUGUUUUGAUAAGGUUGGGUUUUAAUUUACUAUGUGCAAAGAAUUAUUUCUCCACAAAGCAAUUCAAAUAAUUUGACCCCACCCGGUGCACUCAUUAAUUCAUCAUAAUACAAAUCAAUGAAAUCAUCCAUUUAAUUAUUGUGAUCCUUGAGUGGCAUUUAGCGAUUGAACACAUUAAAAACACAACACAGUUUAUAUGGAAAUACAAUCACUGGUUUAUAAGUAUAGCACGAAGUUUCGACAAGUAUUCUCUUAACGAUAAGAGAAUACUUGUCGAAACGUCGUGCUAUACUUAUAAACCAGUGAUUGUAUUUCCAUAUAAACUGUGUUGUGUUUUUAAUUAUUGUGAUUUAAUCCUCGUUUCCAUAUCAUUUUAAUUUCAUAUUUGGACCAAAUUGCGUCAAGUCUUUGAAUUUUCCCCACAUCCACAAUUAAGUUACUAUAGUAAUGUUGAACAGUGUGGUAAACUCGGGGAUUGAUACUCUCUCAGGGAAAAAUUCAAGCCAGAUCAUACCUCUUACAAUCUUUGUAUUGAAUUCUUGUAGUCCCCAUUAAUUUAUGUUGUAGUACUUUAUACCUUUCUAAAUAUAAUCUAAUUGAUGUAACUUAUUUUGUGUUUAUUUACGUUUUCACAACCUUCACGAAUUAGAUUGCUUUGAAUCAUAAACGAAGAAGACUCUGAUUCCUUAACAAAGGAUGUACAUGUAUCAAUCCCUGUUGAAACGUUUGUGGUUUGAUUCCUGUAAUCACCAGGAAUUUGUGUAUUAUAUGUUUCUCUAUUUCUUCAAGAUAUCAUGUUACAAUGUAAUUGUAUUGGCCAUUAGUAAAUCCAUGUAUCAUUAUUAAUUCAUUCAUUCGAGGAGUUUGGUGACCUUUUUGCUUGUAUAAAUGCUUAUGCAGCUAGACAGUGCUAAUUAAAUUCAAAUUUUGCAAUUUUUUUUCAAAAUACAUUUAGCAAUGAUGAAAAGGAAGAUUUGUCUGAAAUAAUCAUAUGGAAAUUAGGUUUUAGGAUAAAAAACACAGACAUAAAAAGAAUCUUAUCCUUGAAAUAUUUUUCGGUAAUGUAAACCCAGGAUGUGCAUAACGCACCCAAAAUGAGUAUAUCAAGUUUAUUUAAUUUCAUUUUGACAAAUAGUGAUAUUUUUAAUAUACAUAUCACAAAAUUAAGCAAAUCUUGAUAUAUUUACCGUUACAGAUUGAUGAAGCUUUCUUAAAGAUCAAAUUUAUUUUUGUGGUAAUUCUUAAUUUUAAUAUGAAUGUUGAUAUUCUGGAGUUAGUGUUACUGAUUAGAUUAUGCAUUUCCUUUUUAAUACCCACUUUUGACAGAACCUGUUAGAGAUAUCCCAAGACAUUUUGUAUACUUAUCAUUACAUGUAUAUCAUUGAAUGUUUCAUUAAUGUAAAUUUAGGUGACACUGUUAAUUUUUAUUAAUCUUUCAUUAAGGUACAUUGUAAUUAAAGUGCUUAAAGCAA
Molecule: messenger RNA, 4447 nt
Organism: Patella vulgata (common limpet)
Lineage: Eukaryota; Metazoa; Mollusca; Gastropoda; Patellidae
Product: protein RCC2
Exons: 11
Coding region: 89-1534 (481 amino acids)
Source: RefSeq, a predicted model, not a curated record